Aureococcus anophagefferens is the source of this 1392-nucleotide messenger RNA. RefSeq lists its product as hypothetical. Lineage: Eukaryota; Pelagophyceae; Pelagomonadales; Pelagomonadaceae. The record is from RefSeq and is a predicted model, not a curated record. The transcript has a single exon. Bases 1 to 1392 code for a protein of 463 amino acids.
AUGGCGGAGACGCUGCUCGACCUCGGGGCCGUGCACCAAACCUGGAAGAAGGAGGUGCGCUCGAGCCGCCUCGUGAAGAGCGCCCUCGGCUCCGCCCGGUCCGGCUCCCGCGCGUCGUCGCCGGCCACGCCGAGGACCCCGAAGCGGAGGAAGGCCCCGAAGCGGCCGGCGGACGCCGCCCCGGCGGCCGCCGCGCCGGCGGCCGCCGCGGCGGCGGACGCCGCGGCGCCGCCGCCGCGGCUCUACGCGGCGCGCGGCGGCGCCGCGGCCUGGGCGAAGACGCGGGCCUGGCGCGCGGCGCACGACGUCGACGGCGCGCUCCGCGACGCCGCCGCCGCGCGGCGCGUCGCGCCCGUGAAGCGGCUCUACCCGCACUACCUCCACGGCCGGUCCCCGUCGGGCGCCGUGAUCUUCUUCGAGCUGCUCGGGCGCCUCGACACGUCCGUGCUCGCGUCCGGCGAGGUCGACAAGGCGGGCAUCGUGCGCCACUUCUGCCUCGCGCACGAGUGGAUCUCGCGGACCUUCGAAGGGGAGGACACGCGGCUCGUCACGGUCCUCGACGCGGGCGGCCUCCGCUGGAGCGAGGUCAACGCCGCGUUCCUCCAGCUCCUCGGGGCCGCGUCGGAGGUCACGGAGAGCCUCGUGCCCUACCGGACGGAGCGCGUGCUCGUGGUCAACGCGCCGCGCUGGUUCUCCGCGGUCUUUGGAACCGUCAAGUCCGUCCUCCCCCGCGACGUCCGCGACAAGGUCGACGUCGUCGCGGCCGCGGACCGGGCCGCGGCGCUCGCGGCGCUCUGCGGCGACGCGCUGCCGCCGGCCUACGGCGGCCGCGGCCCGGCGCUCGGCGACCACGCGUUCGAGCGGGCCUUCCUGCGCGACGCCGCGGACGUCGCCGCGGGCGCGGCGGCGGCGGACGGCGCCGCCGGCGCCGACGACGCCGCGGCGGCGCCCGCGGUCGCCGACGCCGCCAACGCCGCCGGCGCCGACGACGCCGACGACACCGACGAGUUCCACGAAUGCGAGGGCCCGCCCGCCGACGAGGCCGAGGACGGCGACGUGUGGCACGAGUGCGAGAGCGGCAUCUUCGAGUUCUUCUCCGACGAGGACCUGAGCGAGUCCGACGACGACGACCGCGCGCCGGCGGCCGCGCGCGUCGUCGAGGACCGCGCCGACGACGCGGCGGCGACGAUGGCGGCGCCCGCGCGCGUCGUCGAGGACCACUUCGGCGACGAGGCGGCCCAGAUCCGGGCCGCGGAGCUCCGCGGCCUCGAGACCGUCGCCGCGGCGCGCGCCGCGGCGCGGGCGGAGGGCGACGGCGCGCCGCCGGCGAUGCGGAAGCCGGCGACGCCGCCGAAGAAGGACUGGCUCACGUCCCUCCUCUUCGACGCGUAG